CAGAACUCGAGGCUGAAAGGCGAGAAGACACAGACUUUUUCCCCCCGCUCUGGAUGCACCACUGAGACGACUGGCAGCACAGAGCAAAGAUCAGCAGACAGGAGGGGUGGCAGUGAAGAGCAGGACUGCCUGCUAGAGGAGCCCACGUGCUUCUUUUUCCCCUCUCUCGCUGCACCCUAUGCUGCUGUUCAUGGAGGACUGGAGUGCAUGAGGAACACCACUCUACUGCAGACUCCUACAUCCUGAAGCCACCCCGCCAAAUCUGGGACCAUGUCUGGAGGCUACGACGAGUACGCCAGCCAGGAGGAGGCCACGGACAGUUUCUGGGAGGUUGGGAACUACAAGCGCACAGUGAAGCGCAUUGAUGAUGGUAAUCGACUCUGCAAUGACCUAAUGAGCUGCAUCCAGGAGCGUGCCAAAAUCGAGAAAGGCUAUGCACAGCAGCUCACUGAUUGGUCCAAGAGAUGGAGGCAGCUGGUUGAUAAAGGUCCUCAGUAUGGCUCAGUAGAACAGGCCUGGAUGGCAAUGAUGACAGAGGCAGAAAAGGUGAGCGACCUCCACACAGAAAUGAAGAGCCACCUACUGAGUGAAGACUUUGAGAAGGUGAAGAACUGGCAGAAAGACUCGUACCACAAACAGAUGAUGGGAGGAUUCAAGGAGACCAAAGAGGCAGACGAAGGCUUUAAGAAGGCCCAGAAACCCUGGGCCAAGAAGCUGAAAGAGGUUGAGGUUGCUAAGAAGUCAUACCACAUGGCCUGCAAAGAGGAGAAGCUAGCCGCCACCAGAGAAGCCAACGCUAAGGGAGACGGCACAGCGCCUGCAGAGCAGAAGAAACUGCUGGACAAACUGGAAAAGUGCAAACAAGACUCACAGAAGACAAGGGAAAAGUAUGAAAAGGCUCUGGAUGAGCUGAAUAAGUGCACCCCUCAGUACAUAGAGAACAUGGAGCAGGUGUUUAACCAGUGCCAGCAGUUUGAAGAGAAGAGGCUGAGCUUCCUGAGGGAGGUGCUGCUCGACGUCAAACGUCACCUCAACCUGACAGAGAACCAAAAUUAUGUCACAAUAUACAGAGAUCUUGAGCGGGUGAUUACUGCAGCUAGCGCUGAAGAAGAUCUGAAGUGGUUCAGUAGUAUCCAUGGCCCCGGCAUGCACAUGAACUGGCCAAAGUUUGAGGAGUACAAUCCAGAUCUUAUCCACACCAUCUCUAAGAGAGAAAAGUCAAAGAAGAAUAACGAUGAAGUCUUGCUGACUAAUGUCAAGACUCCAGGAAGCAACGUUCAAGUGGAGGAUAGGGGAAGUGUGAGCAGCUACGAGAAGAACCAGGCGUACUCGUCCAAUGAGUGGUCAGAUGAUGAAGGGAAGGGUCUGAACUCAGGCAGUGACACCAACGGAGGGUCAAACCCUUUUUAUGAAGAAUCGGGUGAAGGCGUCAGAGUCAAAGCGCUGUACGACUAUGAAGGCCAAGAGCAAGACGAGCUUAGCUUCAAAGCAGGUGAUUUGCUGACGAAGCUGGAAGAUGAGGACGAUCAGGGCUGGUGUAAAGGUCGCCUGGAUAGCGGCCAGCUUGGUCUUUACCCUGCCAAUUAUGUGGAGCCGAUCUAAACGUCCCAGCCGAGGACGCUCGAAAUCCGGACUGAACUGUCCACUCACGCCCGCACAUUGCCACAGACUUUAAAGCAAAUCUUUCUUUUUCCGAAAAGGAGCAGCAAGCUGUCGUCAUCAUAAAGAAGAUUGCUCAAACUCACAUCACCUCCAGUUACAACAACUGAAGCGACACGUUGUUGACUGAGUUUGCUGUCAGCUGUGAUGCUCUUCUCUCACGAGAAAUCGAAUAAGGCGCCGGGGUAUCAAGGAUGAGCUGUGCAGUUAUGUAUUUUAAUCUCUUUUUUACCAUCUGGAUGCUUGUACAGUUUGUUUCGUUAUAAAAUACACUGUUUUCUUCCUUAGUAUUUACACUACGUUUAGCAUUUUUGGAAGUGUAUGUGUGUCUCAUCUUGUAAAGUUCAAUUGGAGAAUUUAAACCACUUUCAAAGCUGCAUGGCCUGAAGAAUGUUAGCUUUGCUUAAAAUUGGGAUUCAGGCUCACACAAAUUUAACAUAAAUGCCUCCCAGCAACCAGAGGGCCAGGAACAAGACAAAUAUACCACAAUUGUUUAAACACUUCAUUUUUUACGUUUGUCACAGAAUCAUGUGUGAAGUCCUGCAUACAAACUAAUGGCAGCAGUGUUAAGCUCAUGAUUUAAUCAGUCGAAAAUGGAACUGACCUUUGACCCUUAAAAUAAACUAAGUGGAUUUUUUCCAUGUCAAAAUAACUGCUACUAUUGCUGGAUAAGUAGGCUUGGUUAUUGUUGAAUAAUCACACUUACAAACAAAACAUAAAACAGCUAAACUUAAUUGUUGCUCAACCGUCCUGCUGAAAAGUUUUUAUGCUCUCACCGUGGGCAUGAACAAGAAUGUGGUGCACAAGUUUGAAUUUAUUCAACAUUGGGUCGAAAUUAUACAUAAAAGCGCAAGCAUAUACAUACACAACCAAAUGUGCACCACAUUUGGUUAAAUAUCCCAUAAAAAGUUGGUUUUUACAGAUACCAACAAGCUUGUGGUGUAAUCUGACUGGAUGUUUAACUAUUCUUAUUAUUAAAGUUUGAUUAAACUGUUUGGUUUUUUGUUAUAGACCAGCUUUUUAGUAUACUUCAUAGAAUUUUAGUGGGGUUGAAAUGACAAUCUGCCAGCCUGCCUCAUUUAUUCUGUUUGAAUUCCCAGUGUUGUCUAUAAAUUUAGACCAUCAGAGCCCAUCUUUCAGAAUAACAAUAUUGAAAUGGAAUAAAAUUUGCAUCUGACCAAAGAUUAGGGAAUUAAAAUUAAGACAUGUAACCUUAAUUGCAGGAUCUUUUGGAGUCGUAAAAGUCAUGCUUUCAACACUGAACUCUAUAACUACUGUAAAGAAUGGUGGAGGCAGAAUCAUACUGUGGGGCUCCAUUCAAUUGUAUACCUUUCUUCCUCAGAUCAGUAUCAGUGGGCUGUGUAUGUUGGAGCUUGCACGUGUAAUUCUGACCUUCUGUGCAUUAGAAUAAUUGAAAAUGAAUUCAACAAAUUUGUGCACCCAGUUCUUGUUUUUUAUUCAGUGAAUUUGCCUGUGAUAUAAUUAGUGCUCCCUGGAAAGAAUCCCAACGUUAACAUGACAUCAUGCCCAUUGUGAGAAUAUGCAAACCUUCCUUUGGCAUGGGAUAAGUUCCUACCUGGAGUUUACAAAAGAACAAAAUGCACUGUGUAACCUCAUUGAUAAGGUGCUCUACCAAGAAUACUGAAGACUGCGGAAUUGUUCCUGCUCAUUUCGCAGUUGUUGCUGCAUUAAUUUAUUAAAGAUAACAGAAACUCACAGUAACUCUCAACAGAGAUUUUCUCCUUUGAAAUGAAGUUCUUUAUCAAAAACAAUGUUGUUUUUAUGUAACGCUUCACUUUUCCCAUUCAUGGCGACAAUGUGCCUAACUCCAUCACCUUUUUUUCACUCUCUUCUCUUUCUCCCCCAAUCAGAUGUGUUGAUAAUGCAGCCUCCAUGAUCACAAGCUGCCUUGUAUACAUCAACCCGUAGCUAUUUUAUAUGGAGAUAAGCCACAUUUACAAACCAGUUUUAUAAUUUAUUUGUUUCUGUAAUCAGUGUGGAUUGCUUAUUUUGAGCGAACGUCGGUGACUCGCAGCUCUUACCCCCUGUGAUUUAGUGCAUGCUGAUGCGCCCACACGCUGUUAACUGAACUGAUCCAGCGCAUGAUCUUGAUUAGUUUCCAUCUACUUAUUGGCUGAAGCUCAAGUUAAUUAAACCCCAGGUUGUGUUAAUGUUUGUUUCUUUCUUAUAGUUCAUCUUUAGUCAGGAGAUUCAGCAUAUGUAGCAGUGCUGUAUAAGAGGCUGAUAUGAUAACUGCAUAUGCUGGUGCAGAUUGUUGUUUAUUCUGGGUGGCAGGCUGCUGUUUCUCACACAGACAGGAAAAGCUGCAGAGUUAGAAGCAGAAAGAGGAUUGGUCUGAAAUAUUGAUGAGACACCAGACUUUUCUGCUUUGAGAGCAAAAAUAAUUAUUUCGCACAAAUCCCCAAAAGUGACACAUUUGUUGUGUGUUAAUGCCUCUGUAUCCUCUUUUUCGUGCCUGCCUCUGUAUGGUGUUAGCGCUCGAUUCAGAGAGGUGAAAGACCUCUCCAAAGACUCUCAGCGAGAGGUAAGCUCUCAGUGACAGAGAGCUUACCUCUUCUGAAUCUUACUCCAGCUCAUGUAGAUCAGUUUACAUAUACACAAGGACUGACUGAAGAACCCAUAGACGGAAAACUUCCACAUCUCAGCUGUCGUAACUGUGUCUUUGUCUGCAUUUGAAACAGGAUGGGACUGUUUAUGUCAACUGUGAAGCUUCUGAAAGCCAGUAAAUGACUAAUUUUUCUCUUGUGCUUUAUGCUGCAACUUCAAAGGAAACUUUUAGAGAACUAGAGGGCUUUCUCUGUACUUUUAGCAUAGUGCUGUAAUUUCCAAAUUGUAGUGCCUGUUCUGCAUAAAUAAUAAAACAAUAUUUCAUCUGAA
Messenger RNA from Poeciliopsis prolifica (blackstripe livebearer), 4557 nucleotides. RefSeq names its product protein kinase C and casein kinase substrate in neurons 1b (gene pacsin1b). Gene Ontology annotation, molecular function: protein binding; phospholipid binding. Gene Ontology annotation, cellular component: cytoplasm; plasma membrane; endosome. The record is from RefSeq and is a predicted model, not a curated record. Gene Ontology annotation, biological process: cytoskeleton organization; plasma membrane tubulation; neuron projection morphogenesis. NCBI's taxonomy places the organism in Eukaryota, Metazoa, Chordata, Actinopteri, Cyprinodontiformes, Poeciliidae. The transcript has 10 exons. The coding region runs from base 271 to 1602 and encodes 443 amino acids.